Molecule: messenger RNA, 1023 nt
Organism: Aspergillus niger
Lineage: Eukaryota; Fungi; Ascomycota; Eurotiomycetes; Eurotiales; Aspergillaceae
Exons: 2
Coding region: 1-1023 (340 amino acids)
Source: RefSeq, a predicted model, not a curated record
AUGGCGUCAAAAGACCUCCCUCCUUCGACCGCUCCCUUCUUUCCCAACGUCUUCUUUUAUAACCAAUUCUGUGCCAAACCCAAUUGGCCACCCGCAACCACAAAUCUCUCUGGUCAAGUGGCCAUAAUCACCGGAGGGAAUACUGGCCUGGGAUUUGAGUGUGCAUUUCAGCUUCUAUCUCUUCAGCUUAGCCACUUGAUCCUCGCCGUUCGCUCUCUCGAGAAGGGCGAAGCCGCAGCGGCCAAGCUUCGGGCCGUUAAUCCCACGUCAACAAUAGAUGUCUGGCCACUUGACAUGAGCUCAUAUGACUCCAUACAAAGCUUUGCAAAGCGGGUCGAAAACCACCUUUCCCGCCUAGAUAUCGCUAUCCUCAAUGCUGGGGUGAGACAAGCCCAGUUCACCACCAAUCCAAGCACCGGCCACGAGGAAACCAUUCAAGUCAACUAUCUCUCCACCAUGCUUCUCGCUAUCCUCCUCCUUCCAAGCUUGAGGGACAAAUCUCCGAAAGGAGUGCCAGGGCGAUUAACUAUCGUCAGCGCGGCACUAUCGCUCCUGCCAAGCUUACCAAAUGUGAAGGAUGCGCCACUUCUGAAGUUGUUCGAUCGUCCAGAUACAUAUGAUGCCAAUGGCAUUUACUGCAUGUCGAAGCUUCUCGCUCAUGCGUUUCUCUACAAGUUGGUUGAAUAUGUCGGUGCAGAUGAUGUGAUUGUGAACCUGGCAGAUCCGGCCUUCGUCAAGGGCACUGACCUGAGCCGGGAUUCGCCUGGCCUUGCGAAGGCUGGGCUAGCGGUGUUUGGGGUUUUGACGGGGAGGACAGUCAAGGUUGGUGCAUCGACGUUUAUUGAUGCUGCCGUGUUGAAGGGGAAGGAGUCGCAUGGGUGCUUCCUUAUGAGUUGGAAGAUUGAACCGUUUAAUGCGUCAUUGUAUACUCCAGAGGGGAAACAAUCUAUUGAACAGCUGUGGCAGGAGACGAUGGAUGAACUUGAUUUUGCUGGUGUUCGAAGGAUACUUGAGACUCUGUAA